This is a messenger RNA of Ylistrum balloti, 528 nucleotides long. RefSeq names its product tigger transposable element-derived protein 4-like. Bases 1 to 528 code for a protein of 175 amino acids. The transcript has a single exon. The record is from RefSeq and is a predicted model, not a curated record. Lineage: Eukaryota; Metazoa; Mollusca; Bivalvia; Pectinida; Pectinidae.
AUGCUAAAGAAUGCCUGGCGACAAGUUACCCCAGCCACAAUCUCCAACUGCUUCAGACAUGCCGGUUUCGUACUGCCUGACUCCCCGCCAUGUGAGUCCAUUGCCACCCCUACUGAUGUCGACGACGAUGAUGACGACGACAUUCCACUAGCUGUCUUGAGAAAGCUGUCCACUGGUGUAUCUUUUACCGACUACGCACGUGUUGAUGACCAAGCCCUUACCUGUGCCGAGAUGACCGACAGCGACAUCUUAGAAAGCAUCGUGUCCCAACGCCAACCGAAAGCUGAAGAUGACGAUGACGACAAUGACGACGAUUCCUUGCCAACGACCAAGCAAACCAUCCAUGACGCCAUGAACGCCCUAGAUACAGUCCGAGAUUUUCUCCAGCAGACGGGCAUCGGGAAUAAUACAGACUCAGCCGCCUCACAGAUUGCCGACGUCAGUUAUUCCAUCCAACAGUAUUUCCUCCUCGAGAGAAAACAGUGUACCCUGAGUGAGUUCUUUGGAACUGUUUCUAAGUGUGACUGA